Messenger RNA from Diospyros lotus (date-plum), 663 nucleotides. RefSeq names its product extensin-like. Gene Ontology annotation, cellular component: nucleus. The coding region runs from base 1 to 663 and encodes 220 amino acids. Gene Ontology annotation, molecular function: transcription cis-regulatory region binding; DNA-binding transcription factor activity. Lineage: Eukaryota; Viridiplantae; Streptophyta; Magnoliopsida; Ericales; Ebenaceae. The record is from RefSeq and is a predicted model, not a curated record. The transcript has 2 exons. Gene Ontology annotation, biological process: regulation of developmental process; regulation of DNA-templated transcription.
AUGGAAAGCCCGGUAUUGUUAUUAGAUGGUUGCAGCGAGUUCCUCUCCGUCAAUAAUGAAAGCAUAUUUUAUUCUAUUUGUGGGUGUCACCGACUCUUUCACCGCCCGGAAGAGCUGCCCUCUCAACCAUCUACGCCGCCGCCACCUCCACCGUCUCAGCCACUUCCUCCUCCACCACCUUCUCUGUCGCCACUAUCACAGAAGUAUAAUAGCAAAAGCAUUAAACAGUGGGCUAAUGCAUAUACUAGCAAAACCUUUACACCACCAGUUCCUCCGUCGCCGCCACCACCACCUCCAUCUCCUCCCCUACCAGGUCUUCUGUCGCCAACUCUUACACCACCAGCUCCUUUGCUGCCACUAUCCCCUCCACCUCCAUCUUUUUUGUCCUCGUCGCCGCCACCACAACCUCCAUUUUCUCCUCCUCCACCACCUCUAUCUUCUCUACCUCUGCCUCAUUCACCACCACCACCUCCAUCUUCUCCACCUCCACCUGCUUUAUCACGACCCCCACCAUCACCAUCUCAGCCACUUCCUCCACCGACGACGGUAGUGACUUUGAAGUUUGGCAAAUCAAGGGGAAGAAGACAAAAAACGAAGUUUACUACAAAACGGGCAAAAAUGGAAGAGUUUGCCCAACAAUAUAGUUGGCGAAUUAGAAAUUAG